Molecule: messenger RNA, 2241 nt
Organism: Lymnaea stagnalis (great pond snail)
Lineage: Eukaryota; Metazoa; Mollusca; Gastropoda; Lymnaeidae
Source: the annotation of a GenBank genome assembly
UCAAAGCAUGGAUGAAAGUGCUACAUACCCCCAAAAAGGAGAAGAAAAUAAAAGUUCUACAACUGAUUUAUCUACUAAAGGUAACAUCUUGACAAAUAAUCAAGACGCUUCUUUAACUGAUAUGGCUGAUAUUGACCUUCUCAUGAUUGGGAAAACUGGAAAUGGCAAGAGUGCAUUAGGGAAUGCAAUUUUAAGACGCAGAGCUUUUAACUGUACAUGUUCCAAUUCUACUAUAACCAAAAAGAUCGCUUUUGAAUUUUGUGAAUUUAACGGACUUGUCAUCAAGGUUGUUGAUAGUCCUCCUCCUUAUGAUGUUGGAAUGGAUUAUAAGAGAGCUACAAAACAUUUCAUAAAAGCCAUGCAGUACGCACUAACUGCCAACCCAAGGGGAUAUCAUGCGUUUCUGCUUGUCAUUAAAUUUGGACAAAGAUUCACUGCAGAUGAUCAAGAUACAAUCGCUGUUUUAAAGAAAACUUUUGGAGAAAGUUUCGUUAAGAAUUAUUGUAUAUUAGUUAUGACCAAUGGUGACCUUUAUGAAAUUGAUAGUGAAGAAACAGGUUUAACCUUUCAGGAAUGGUGUGCUAUGCAAAUUGGUUUUCUUUCCGAACUUUUUAAUGAAUGUGAUGGAAGAAUUGUUCUUUUUAAUAAUAAUUCAAAAGACGAGUUUAAACAAAUUGACCAACUGACUAAGCUUAUAGAAAUAGUUAACAACUUAAUUUCACGUGGCAAUCGCUACAAAGAUGCGAAUUUUUCUCAGGCACAAUGCUCCCGGGAGAAAUUGAUGGUUCAAGCUAAAAUACCAUUUUUAAAAGAAACAUUCUUGAAAGAAACGUGUCUAAUUUCAAACGCACUGCAUAAUAUUGAUUGCACUGUUGACCACAAUGCAAAAAUGGAUAAACUAAAUGAGAUUUUGAACAAAGUUAAACUUUUGUUUAAUAAAAUCUCUGAAGAAGACAAAGGGACUGGAGCUCUUCAUGAAAUGAUAAAUGAUAUACGUGAAAUGAAUAAUUUAAUUCAAGAUAAAAUAAAACAUUCACAAGGUGUAUUAGAGAAAGAACACAAAAAUUGAAAUGGGAAGAAACACAAAAAAGGGACAGGGAAUCAGAAUUAAAGAGGAAAGAACAAGAAAAAGAAGAGCUCAGAGAACAACAGAAGAAUUAAAUAAAAGAAAAGAAGAAGAAGACUUGCGGAUGAAAAGAGAAGAGAAAGAGAGGAGGAUUAUAAGAAAACAUGAAGAGAAAGAGCGGAUGUUAAAAAUAAAGAAAGAGGAGGAGGAUAGCAGUAAACAAAGAGAGCAAGAAGAUAGAAAAAGGGCAGAAGAAAAUUUCCAAAGGAUAAGAGAGGAAGAAAAGAGAAUCCAACAACUACAAUUAGAUGAAAAGAAAAGAACAGAAGCAAUGGAGAUACUGAGAAAAGAGCAAGAAGAGAUGGAGAAAAGAAAGAAAGAGGAAUAGAAAGCUAUGAUAAUCAAAAGGGAAAAAGAAGAUGAAAAGCGCAGACUACAAUUUCUUCGAGAAGAUGAAUAAAGGAGGAGACAAAUAGCAGAGGAGGAUAGGCGACUUGAGAUCAAAAGAUUAGAUGAAAUGAAAAGGAGGAAAUAAGAGGAGAAGAAAAGGGUGCAGGAGGAAAGAAGCAAAAAAGGAUUCGUUAGAGAUAAAAAGGAAAAAAGAAGAAGAAGAAGAAGAGGAAGCUAGAAGAAUAAGAAUCUAAGAAUCGUGAAAAGAACAUUGUGACCGUUAAAUGUUUUUUCUUAGUGACCAGAUUAUUAAGAAGAUUGAUUAUUUUUUUGGUAAAUUCCUUAGAAAUUUCACAUUACAAUAUAGACUUCAAAGUAUACAGGUUUUCAUUAUUAUUUUAAUGGUCGUUUAUGGUAAUUCUAUAAUUGCUUAGACCCCUUCCUGUGUAAACUUAUUUGAUUAUCUUAUAAAUUUUGGCAAAAGAUUUCUUUACUGAUGCAGAAACGUAAAUAAUUAUUUACCACAUUACCACCAACGUAACGAAGUGGAAAAUUUGUUUCUGUUUUGAGUGUUACCAAAGUAGUUUUUCGAAAAUUAUUAAAUUAUUUAUUAUUAUAUUUGUAUUCAUUUAAUUAAAAUAGUUAUUACAUUUUAAAAAGUAAUUAUUAUUUAAAUUUGAUGAAAUACAGAAAGUUUUAAAUUUGAAUGUUUACUUAUUUUUUUUCCCCAUAAUACUUUUAGAAUUUAGAUGUACUUAUAAUAUCUUUACUCAUUAGAAAAUAAA